Messenger RNA from Pocillopora meandrina, 3255 nucleotides. The record is from the annotation of a GenBank genome assembly. Lineage: Eukaryota; Metazoa; Cnidaria; Anthozoa; Scleractinia; Pocilloporidae.
AUGUACAUUCUGCGCUUUUUAGCCGGUAAACGAGCUUUGUAUUCUAAAAUUUCCCUUUAUAUCGGUGAAAUGGAGUCAUCUAAAGUAAGGAACGCGACUAUCACUUCCUUUACGACUCUUUCUAACGCUAGUAAGCGUAAAAUUGAUCUUGGGGAACCCAAAUCUGAUAGAGGCCGAGAAAUCGAAGUCAGACCGUCACGCUUAUAUUCUGUUAUUGGAACAGUAAGUCUUUCACUCCUUAUGUUUAUAAGAUGGUUCCUUGGCAUUGUUCUCCUUGGUCCAACUCAACAGUUAAAUAGAACGUUUGAUCGCAAAAUACCGUCGAAAAACUCCGCCUCCAACCAAGAAUCGAAACCGAAGACUAUGCGUGGUUUCAUACUUGAUGAUGUGGCAUCAUGUGACAAACUCUUGCAAUCCUACAGGUCACAGUAUCCUCUUAAAUUGAAUUUUCUUGGAAUAGAUUGCGAGUGGGUAAAUAUUAAAGAUCAGAAAAACUCUCCGGUUGCAUUAUUACAGAUUGCAACACCCUUGUCUGAUUGCUUCCUUAUUCGUUUGUGUAAAAUGGAUGGCCAAAUGCCUGAAUCAGUAAGAGACAUUCUAGAAGAUAAGACCAUUCUCAAAUUCGGCGUUGGAAUAAUGGACGAUGCCAAGAGAUUGUCAGGGAUGUGUGGUAUUGAUGUGUCUGGCUGUGUGGAUCUGAGACACGUGAUUCAAAGAUGCCGAGAGGGGAACAUUGUCCAGUCUAGGUAUGUAAACAAAUACCUAGUCCCAAUUUCUCCCUUGAACCUUUGACCUCUAAUUCUCCAUACAUUAUUACCUCUGAAUCAUGUAUUAGUAUCAGGAGAUUAAAGGAAUUGAUCACCAACUAAAAGAGCUCUUGAUUGUUUGACAAAUUCUCCUUGUCAGCAACUCAAGAUAGGUGUAGAGAACAGUAUGGAGAAUAUGCAUCCUGAUGUUGAGAUGGAAAGGUUUAACUCUCCUCACUCUUUCAAAAGACAUCUUUCUCUAUUUGCCCUCUGUGUUCCUGGUUAUAGAGUGUUGUAAAUGCCUUUUGUCUCUCUUGUUGACAGAAAUCAGAAGAUGAGCUUGGAUGCCUUAGCUAAGAGAGUUCUUGGUGUGACCAUGGACAAGUAUUGGAGAAUUCGCUGUAGCAACUGGGAGGCAGAUGAGUUUGAAAGAAGGCAGAUUGAGUAUGCAAUGAAUGAUGCCAUGGUCGGGAGUCAUAUUUUUCUUAGAUUGGUAAAAUCUAAACUGGAUGCACGAAAAAUGGUGAGAUCUGUAGUCACACCAGCUGGGGAACCUGUUAAUGUGGAAAAGAGUUUGAGCACACAUUCUGGAUCUGUGUUGCAUGAAGAGAGCAUCAGCAUGGUUGGUAAUCUAGAAAAUUAUUCCCAGAUGCAAUGCUGUGAUUCUAGAAUGUGUGAUCAUGUUGAACAGAAGCUUAAAGAAUACAAGAAUGGUUUUAUUUUUGACACAGAGGAGCUUGAUGUUUUAACCUUUACAGCAGAUCUAAAAAAGUUGGAGUCAGAACAUGAUGAUGACAAAGGAUAUCUUUGUCAAGAGGAAGUCCUUUCUCUUCUACAAGAUUCAGUCUUUUGUCAAAGAGCUAGUUCACUCUGUCAAGGAGUUGUUGAUGUAUCAUUUAAGAAUGUAGAAAGUAUCACAGACAAAGAUAAAAGCAAAAAGCAAGAAAAUGUGACAGAAAUGCAUAACAGGAAGCCUUACAAAAGAGGUACCAUUAGAAAAUCCCCUCUUUACAUGAACUGCAUGCUGGCUGCACCUGAUGGAUCAAGGUUGUGUACUCUGGAUCGCAAGAAGGCUGAUUGGUAUAUUGAAAAGGGAAUUGGUAAGUAAAACCAACUUUUUUCUUGUGGUGCUUGCUUGAGUCCAAGUUUUCCACAUGUAGAUGACAAGAGCUAGUUGGAAAGCAAAUGAAAACCGUCUUUGGAAGGGAUAACAUUUUUCAGAUGCUUUCCACAACAUACCUUUUAAAAGACAAAUUUCAUAUGCAUGUGGAAUUUUGUUUUACCCAGUAAACCUUGAGUGACUAUAAUUUAAUUUCCUUAAAAUAAUACUGCUGAAUAUUCAUUAAGAGAUUAGAGGGAAUGAUCAUCAACCUAAGAAACUUUGAUUGUUCAGUGAAUUCUCCUUGUCAGUACCAAAGAAAAUGUAUGGAUAAGAGUACAACGAAUAUAGAUACUGAUGUUAGGGUGUAAACAGUUGAUGAUUAGUGCAAAAGCUGUGCUUAGAUUUAACUGAGCACCUGGGUACAUGCAGAUGUGUGUUGAAGUUAACUUUUGAUUUUUCAUUGACUUUCUAUAGGCAAGCUGACAAACCUUGACCCAUACACAGUCCAGCUCAACUUUGAACCCUCAGGAAGGCCUGGGUCAGAGGAUUCGUAUUACCUCAAUUUUAAAGACAAUAUUUGUGUUGUGUGUGGUAGUGAUAAGAGUUAUUUGAGGAAAAAUAUUGUUCCUCACGACUACCGCAGAUACUUUCCACUAGUCUUGAAAGAUCAUCAUUCCCACGAUGUGUUACUUAUGUGCUCUGAAUGCCAUCGUCUUUCCGCGUUUCACGAUGUCAAGUUGAGGAAAGAGCUGGAGAGGCAGUACAAUGCUCCUUUGGGUAAGAACUAAAGCAGAGGAAAAUCAGAUUCUUAACCAUUUCACUCCCAAUAUCAAAACGUAAAUUCUCAGCACUAUCGCUCAUAUAGUUCUCUUGAUGUUUGAUGUAGAGAUUUGCUGCUGAAUCAAACAAUAUCCUCAGCUAAUAUUUAUAUUCUUUUUCAUUGCCCUUCUGCCUGAAAAUGUAUUGAUAUUGCUUCACCUCCUCUGUGUUCUGUCUUUCUUCAUGCCAGGAAAUGCCAGUGUGGCCCGCCUCGUGGAAGAUCCCGAUCUAAAGAAAGUGAAAUCAGCUGCAAGAGCUUUGAACUGUGCUGGACAAAACUUGCCUUCAGCCAGGCAUGAACAACUCACUUGCAUUGUCCAAGAACAUUUUAAGACCUCCAGUUUGACUCCUGAAAUGAUUCAAGAAGCUGCAACAAUGGAAACUCGGAAAGAGAAUUCGAAUUAUGUGUCUCAUGGGCAAGAAGUCGUGAAAAAGAUCCGGGAAGAGGGAAAAUUGCUCGAGUUUGAGAAAAUGUGGAGACAGCACUUUUUGGACACGAUGCGCCCGCGUCACCUGCCACCUUUGUGGUCAGUUGACCAUCGUCAUGAUAGUUUAAAGGAAAAAAUUGAGGAUUUAAACGACAGCUGA